Messenger RNA from Fomitopsis serialis, 642 nucleotides. RefSeq lists its product as uncharacterized. Bases 1 to 642 code for a protein of 213 amino acids. The transcript has 4 exons. The record is from RefSeq and is a predicted model, not a curated record. NCBI's taxonomy places the organism in Eukaryota, Fungi, Basidiomycota, Agaricomycetes, Polyporales, Fomitopsidaceae.
AUGCGUUUCACGACCUCCCUCUUCGCCGUCGUCACCAUGUUCUGCGUACUCUUCCUCGUACAAGCUGCACCCGUGCAGCCACGGGACAAUGCUGAAGUGUGCGGCAAGAUCACUGAUUGCGAUGCUUGCGUGAAGAAGGAUAUCUGUGGAUUCACCUUCACACCCGCAAAUGCGUCGCGAGGGAUACACAUACAGGGGAUCUUGCGUCCAACGCUGCUCACCUUGAUGGACAUAUUGUCCAUUCCAGCACCCGCAGGAGGUGGCAACGAGUCCAGGGCAGACGCGGAGAAGAUCUGGAAAGGCAUGCAGAGUCAUGUCUUCGAUGGUCGCAGCGACAAAUCUACAUCCGGAAGACAUCUCACCUCGACCUGGUUCAAGACAAACAAAGAUUCUGGGGAUAUGGUCAUCGACACACAGACGUCGCUUGCAACAGUUUCCUUUGGAGGAGGAAAGCCAAAGAAGACAAAGACGCUGUUCAUCGAUGACAAAAGGACGGGGCUCGUCAACGGCAAGCAGCAAGUCUUCACCGGCAAGUACAACAGGGACAUAGUCGCGCGGAUGUGCACAGACGGAAUCGAGGAGUCGCUGAAGGAGAACAAGUCCAAGACGCUAUGCUGGCAGGGAACAACUCCUAUGCCGUGA